AUGUAUCACAUCCUGACCAAAAACACCACUGUGACCGAACACAACCGCAACCUGUUGGUGGAGACGAUCCGAACGAUAACCGAAAUCCUGAUAUGGGGAGACCAAAACGACAGUUCUGUGUUUGAUUUCUUCCUGGAGAAGAACAUGUUUGUGUUCUUCCUGAACAUCCUGCGUCAGAAGUCGGGCCGCUACGUUUGCGUGCAGCUCCUGCAGACCUUGAACAUCCUCUUCGAGAACAUCGGCCAUGAGACCUCUCUCUAUUACCUGCUCUCCAACAACUACGUGAAUUCAAUCAUUGUGCACAAAUUCGACUUCUCGGACGAAGAGAUCAUGGCGUACUACAUCUCCUUCUUGAAAACCCUCUCUCUGAAGCUCAACAACCACACGGUCCAUUUCUUUUAUAACGAGCACACGAACGAUUUCGCCUUGUACACCGAGGCCAUUAAAUUCUUCAACCACCCCGAGAGCAUGGUCAGGAUUGCCGUCAGAACGAUAACGUUAAACGUUUACAAAGUGGACAACCAACCGAUGUUGCAUUACAUUCGGGAUAAAACGGCCGUCCCGUACUUCUCCAACCUCGUCUGGUUUAUCGGGAGCCACGUGAUCGAGCUGGAUAACUGUGUGCAGACGGACGAGGAACACCGGAACCGGGAGAAGCUGAGCGGCCUCGUGGCCGAGCACCUCGACCACCUCCACUACCUCAACGACAUCCUCAUCAUCAACUGCGAAUUCCUGAACGAAGUGCUGACCGACCACUUGCUGAAUAGCCUCUUCCUUCCCCUCUACGUCUAUUCCUUAGUCGAUCAGGACAAGGGCGGGGAGCGUCCGAAAAUAAGCCUCCAGGUUUCCCUGUAUCUCCUGUCGCAAGUUUUCUUGAUUAUCCACAAUGCACCUCUGGUGAAUUCCUUGACCGAGGUCAUUCUGAAUGGAGACCUCUCCGUGUUUUCGGCAAAAGUGGAACAGGAUGUCCAGAAAAGCUCAACCAAGUCGGGCAUCAGGUGCUUCAUCAAACCUUCCGAGUCGUUGGAGCGAUCCCUGGAGAUCAACAAGCACAAGGGCCGGAAGAGGCAGCAGAAGCGGCCGAAUUACAAAAACGUCGAGGAGGACGAGGAAGAGGAGAAGGCGCCCGUGGAGGGGCCGGAAGGCACGGAGGGUGCUUCCAAAGGCACCAAGCCGAGCAGAGAGAACGAAGAGAUUGAGAUGGUGAUCAUGGAGCGGUGCAAGCUGUCUUCCGUGAAAGAGCAGAACAUAACCGACGAAGAGAAGUCAGCGGCCGCGGCCAGAACGUCGAUCUGGAACAGGCCCUUUCUGGAUUUGGUGUACAAUGCCCUGGAGUGCGCAGAGGACGAUUACUACGCAUUGUUCGUGCUCUGCCUUUUGUACGCCAUGUCACGUAACAAAGGAAUGGAGCAGGGGACGCUGGAGCGGAUCCAGCUGGCGGCGCACGACGUGGAAGGGGAGAGCGCCUACAACCCCGUCUUGGCAGAGAGGCUCAUCAGGAUAAUGAGCUGCGCAGCUCAGCCAGAUGGCAAAAUCCGUUUGGCUACCCUGGAGCUCGGCUGCCUGCUGCUGAAGCAGUUGGUGGUGUCCAAGCACGGCAGCAUCAUUAAGGACGUUCACUUGGCCUGUCUGGAAGGUGCAAGAGAAGAAAGCGUUCACCUGUUGCGGCGUUUUUAUAAGGGAGAAGAGAUUUUCCUGGAUAUGUUUGAAGACGAGUACAGAAGCAUGACGCUGAAGCCCAUGAACGUGGAGUACCUGAUGAUGGAUGCUUCCAUCCUGCUGCCGCCGACGUGGACGCCGCUAACGGGGAUCGAUUUUGUAAAGAGGCUGCCAUGUGGAGACGUGGAAAGGACACGCAAGGCCAUCCGCGUCUUCUUCAUGCUGCGUUCCCUGUCGCUGCAUCUGCAGGGGGAGCCGGAGACCCAGCUGCCCCUGACGAGAGAAGAGGACCUGAUCAAGAUGGAGGAAAUCCUGAACCUGAAUAACAGCGACCUAAUCGCCUGCACCGUGAUCACAAAAGACGCCGGCCAAGUCCAGCGCUUUUUGGCAGUCGACAUUUACCAGAUGAGCUUGGUGGAGCCGGAGGCCGCCCGCUUAGGCUGGGGAGUGGUGAAGUUUGCGGGCCUUCUGCAGGACAUGCAAGUGACGGGGGUCGAGGACGACAGCCGCGCGCUGAACAUCGUCAUCCACAAGCCGGCCUCCAGCCCCCACUCCAAGCCCUUCCCCAUCCUGCAGGCCACCUUCAUCUUCUCCGACCACAUCCGCUGCAUCAUCGCCAAGCAGCGCCUGGCCAAGGGCCGCAUCCAAGCCCGGCGCAUGAAGAUGCAGAGGAUAGCAGCUCUCCUGGACCUCCCAGUCCAGCCUUCCACCGAAGUGAUGGGUUUUGCACACAGCUCGACUGCUGCAGCGCAGCACCUGCCGUUCCGGUUUUACGACCAGGCGAGACGUGGCAGCUGCGACCCGGCCGUCCAGCGCUCCGUGUUUGCCUCCGUCGACAAGGUCCCAGGUUUCGCCGUGGCCCAGUGCACCAGCCAGCCCGGCCCCUCGCCUCUUUCGUCGCCGUCCCCUCCCUCCAGCGGGAGCACGGGGCAGUGUGACUCCGCGGCCGCCAGCUCCCCCUCCACGCCGUCGGUGGUCCAGAGCCCCUCAGAGGACACAGCAGCUUCGGAGCAGCCCAGGGCGCCGUCCUUCGGCCAGCUGGCGAUCGCGGACGACUCUCCCGCACCUCUCUCGAGAUCCGGCAAGGGCCUGGGCCGGAACACCGACGUGGAAACGGCCAACCUGUCCCCCAGCCUGAUCCCCGCCCCGCAGCCCACCAUCUCCCUCAUCGCCACCAACAGCUCAGACUCCCUGGGCAUCGAGUCGCUGACGCUGGUCCCGCCGGUCGACACGGACUGCAUCCUCGCCGUCGGCUGCGCCCCGCCGCCGUCCGCGGAGUCGGACGCUUGCACAGAAGCGGAAGGGAGCAGCUCUUCUCAUUCGGACGACGGGCAGCCAUGACGGAGACGCAGUGCGAUGGCGCUCUGCUUAACGUAGCCCGUUGAAUGAACCCGUAGUAACCCCCCCACAGUCCUGUCGUCCGAGUCUCUUUUUAAAAAACGGUUGAGAUCCCACGUUUUGUUUUAAGAGGAGAGAGGACCCUCUUGUAGACCUGAGACUAAGUAUCGGACACUGGUGGUGACGGAAAAGGGGUGUGUGUGGGGACACAACGGUAAGGGUGUUUUGGAGGACCUGUGGGAUUCGUCUCUCCACUUUCUGAGAAAAGCCACUAAUGCAAAAGCCACUCGUUCGAACCGCGUUAUCUGCAAAAGCCGCAACUGCGGCGAAGUUAAGGACACUUAAGAGAAAACCAUACACUUUCUGUUUUGAAUCAGUGGGGGGAGGCGAGGCGGGCUGCUUGCAACUUUUGCCCGGAGGAAAGACAGAUGGACCCCGGAUUUACAGGGAGGGGGGAGGGCCCCCUCGAAAUUAGCUUUUGCACAGGAGCAAACCUUCCUUCUCUUCUACCAGCCUUUUCCUCUGUUUUGUUCCACUUCCCCAAGACCCGAGCGGUCUGUGGGAACUCCGGCCCGACCCGCUUGCUCGUAUUUAUCCCGCUGUGGACUUUUAGCCCUCAUCCACGCGCGUCCUCCCUGUCUGCCAGGUCAUUUGAACCUGAGACUGUCUGCACAUCUGUUGAGGGUGGGGUUCUACGGAAGGGGUUGGGAGAGCGGGGAACGGCCCUGCUCCUCAGCGUCUCUCAGGGGCUUCUUUGGGGGAGCGUGUGGGGGAAUCUUUGGCAGGGUUUUUGUGUAAAAGGAUUUCAGAGGAAUGUAAACUAUUUUAGCGUACUAUUUCUCUAGUCGUGUGGUGGAGUGUCUUUGCCGCAUUCUCCCUUGGUGCCAGCCCCUUCCUAAAGGAGGGCCCCGCAACUCCCGCAGGCGUCAGAAGGGGUGUUUUAUGGACCAGUAAAUCCAGGAUGCAGCUGAAAGAAGUAAGUCAGGUGGUCCCAACCUUUUUGAGCCUGGGGCACCUCUGGAAUUCUGAGACACGGCGUUCUGGGAACGUCAACGGAAUGGCGGCCUCAGGGGGCGGAGCCAGCCACAAAAUGGCCACCGCAGCUUACUUUCACUCACACAGUGAAUAUCGUUGUUUCGUGGUGGCAGCUGCUGGCAAAGCAGCAUUAA
Gekko japonicus is the source of this 4166-nucleotide messenger RNA. It is a transcript of the gene CLEC16A, whose product is annotated as C-type lectin domain family 16 member A. The record is from RefSeq and is a predicted model, not a curated record. The coding region runs from base 1 to 3000 and encodes 999 amino acids. NCBI's taxonomy places the organism in Eukaryota, Metazoa, Chordata, Lepidosauria, Squamata, Gekkonidae. Gene Ontology annotation, cellular component: late endosome; endolysosome membrane. Gene Ontology annotation, biological process: endosome to lysosome transport; regulation of autophagosome maturation; endosomal transport. The transcript has 22 exons.